UCGGAGUUAUCGCAUUUUGGUCCUUCUCAGAAUUGAAAGAAAAUACAUCAUUCCAAAAUUACAACUCACAUUUUCAUAUGAAUAUCGGGGGCAGAGUAUGAAGUUGAUGAUCGCAUUUGUUGUGCUAGUGUCUUGGCAGAUCAACUUUUCCCAACAGCAGAUUCAAGAAUUCGAUGGAUAUGAUUACCCAAAGCCAACCUGUUCUUUAUUGGAUCCAUCCACCGUUACUACGACGGUACCUUUCCUGGAAUAUAUUACAGUGAAACAAUUCGAAACUCGUACCAUAUUCAGUGUGUUGAAACCAAGUACAGUGGUAUCGACCGUUAUAAGCCCCACUACAACAACCGAAAUUAGCACAAUCACCAGCUUCGGAACGCGAACAGAUUUCCGAACAAUUAUUAAUGUUGCUACCGAGACUCUACCGCCUGUUACAAAUGUGGUGACUUCGCUUGUUACCCAGUGGAAAACGAUAGCCUACCCUGUGGUUGAAACUGAAGUGUCCACGGAGAAAGUUCUGCUAACUGAAACGGAAACACAAUAUGAUACCAGGAUAUCCACAAUUAGACACACCGUGACAUCCACACUGCCUGUGACAACCGUUGUUACAACCACUGUGUGUUCCUUGAAUAAUGCGUAUCUUCCAGCUUUAGACAAUCCUACGUGUGCACCGGUAAAUGUUUUUCCACGGGAACUCCCACCACCACUAGAUCUACUUCCUCCAGACAUUCCAUUGCUGGCAGCACCAGCAAACACCAUCCGCCCCACAACCCAUACGAAAAUCAUCACUGUCACAUUGGAGCCAACGGAAACCAACACCCGCAUAAUCCGCCCGACCAGUACCGUCGUUAGUUAUCUCGAUGCGACAACUAUCAGCCAAACGAUCAGACCAACCUCAACCAAAUAUGUUUCCAAGGGCGCCACCACUGUAACGCUAUCGUUCACCAAGACCGCUUCUGUUAUUCAGUACGAUCAACGUGUUACCAAGACGGUUAACAUAACGCCAACGAUGACCAGUUACAUAUAUCACGAUGCUGUUACGAAAACGAUUCAACGGCGAGCGCGUAAUGCUUCCGGUUGAAAGAAGACGCAUGAAACGCUAACUUGUUGC
Messenger RNA from Toxorhynchites rutilus septentrionalis, 1108 nucleotides. RefSeq lists its product as uncharacterized. The record is from RefSeq and is a predicted model, not a curated record. Bases 98 to 1078 code for a protein of 326 amino acids. The transcript has 2 exons. NCBI's taxonomy places the organism in Eukaryota, Metazoa, Arthropoda, Insecta, Diptera, Culicidae.